Molecule: messenger RNA, 714 nt
Organism: Recurvomyces mirabilis
Lineage: Eukaryota; Fungi; Ascomycota; Dothideomycetes; Mycosphaerellales; Teratosphaeriaceae
Exons: 4
Coding region: 1-714 (237 amino acids)
Source: RefSeq, a predicted model, not a curated record
AUGGCGCUACUGUGCAUGCUGCACCCCAAGACUUGUGAGAAGCAGCAAAGAUGUCUCGAACUCCUUCGCCGCUCAGCUCGCGAGUACUACCGUCAACCAGAUGCCAAGUGCACGACAUGGUCCUACUUCACACCCUUCCCGCCGCCAAAACCGGGCAAACCUGCCAAUCCAGCUAUCGGCGGCAUGGAGAUAUAUACCUCGAAAAAGGCCCUUCAGUCUCAGGUUGAUGACCCUAUUUACUUCCAGUCGUACCAUGACGCCGUCAAGCGCGAGGAUCUGUAUGAGAAGCCCGAGGAGUUGGUAGCUUGGUAUCGUGCUGCUGGUUUCGAGGCUCGAUCGGGUGGUGGCAAGGAAGGUGAAGGUGUUUUGAUCAGUAUUUCGAAGAUGGAUUGUAAGGAUCGUCAACAAGUUGUUGAGGCCAUAACUGACUUUGCGGAGUGGGUGGACAAGAGCGAGCCUUUCGUACUUACUUACGCCCUGUUCUCACGACCUAAGGCACCCAACGAAGCGGUACUGUUCGUCCGCUACGCUGAUUCGAAGGGCUUGAAGUCACAUAGCAAUGCUCCUGAGCAUGUGGAAGUUGUCAAGAAAUUGAGCAAGCUUUUGAACGGCGAUCUUGGGAAAGGUACAACUUUGUGGCAGGAAGUUGGUGAUAGCUUCGCGUCGACGGGAGACGGGAGUCACGGGACUGAGAGUGGGAGGUCAAAGUUGUAG